CGGCCCUCCCGGCGGCUCACCAGCGCCGGGGCCUCGAAAUAUGGCUGCGGCUGGAGGCGCCGUCGCGGCGCCCGGCCCGGGCGGCCCCGCUCCCCGCCCCGCCGCGCCCUGAGCGCCCCCUCCCCCGCUUCCCCCGGGUCCCCCUCUCCAGGCAGGAAGAUGUCCAAGCCCCGCGCGGUGGAGGCGGCGGCGGCGGCGGCGGCGGUGGCAGCGACGGCCCCGGGCCCGGAGAUGGUGGAGCGGAGGGGCCCGGGGAGGCCCCGCACCGACGGGGAGAAUGUGUUUACCGGGCAGUCAAAGAUCUAUUCCUACAUGAGCCCGAACAAAUGCUCUGGAAUGCGUUUCCCCCUUCAGGAAGAGAACUCAGUUACACAUCACGAAGUCAAAUGCCAGGGGAAACCAUUAGCUGGAAUCUACAGGAAACGAGAAGAGAAAAGAAAUGCUGGGAAUGCAGUACGGAGCGCCAUGAAGUCCGAGGAACAGAAGAUCAAAGACGCCAGGAGAGGUCCCCUGGCACCUUUUCCAAACCAAAAAUCUGAAGCAGCAGAACCUCCAAAAACUCCACCCUCAUCUUGUGAUUCCACCAAUGCAGCCAUCACCAAGCAAGCCCUGAAAAAGCCCAUCAAGGGCAAACAGGCCCCCCGAAAAAAAGCUCAAGGAAAAACGCAACAGAAUCGCAAACUUACGGAUUUCUACCCUGUCCGAAGGAGCUCCAGGAAGAGCAAAGCCGAGCUGCAGGUAGUCGCGUGCUUUAAAUUCCAGUUCGUGGAGGGGCAGGGUGGCCCACUGGACAGUGCUUGGUGUGUGUGUGUCCUGAGCCUUGUUUUUGUCAGCUUGGGGCAAGUCUCUGGACUUGGUUUUCUCCUGGAUCUCUCGGGGAUCCUCACAAAGCUUGUCGUGCCUUUCUGAUGGGGUCACUGCAGGGCUUGGUUAAGAUACUUGCGUGAAGGAACCUUGUGACUUGUGGCAUGUGGCAGGGAAAGCCCGGCGCAACUGUGAAGGUGGAUUUUCCAGGACUUGUUGGCAGAGCCAUUGGGAGCCUGGGACUGUGGGAAAGGCUGCCUGUUCUUUCAGAGGCUUUUCCUACCUGUUUUCUGGAAGUUUCCAUGUUGUGGCCCAGGGUGGUAAAGAGCAUUGGCUUGGAGCCACUUGCUGGUUGCAUAGCCUCGGGCCAGUCACUUACCCUGUCCAUGCUUUGGCUCUCCAGUCUGUAAAAUGGUACAAUAAAGUAGUACCUGCUAGGGCUGUGGUGAGCAUUCAGUAAAUGUGCUUGUGCAAGAGGAACGUUUAGAACCAUGCUUGACACUCAGUAAGUGCCAGCUAACUGUUACUAUCGCCACCACUGCUUCCUCAGCGUUGUCACUCCUGUCUGCUCUUUCCCAUGCUGCUGCCAUGCUAGGAGCCUGCAGACCAGUGAGCAGCACCGGCUGGCAGGCCGGCUGGCCUGUGCGGGCCUCUGCUGCCAUGUUUGCAGAGGGCUGAGCUAUGCAGCAGGCAGUCAAUAUGUGCUGCAGUGAGGUGUGGUUAUUGCUUUUCUGUGAAGGAAACCCAGGGUGUGGCAGGUCCCUCUGCUCUUCCCCCUCAGGGACACCUGGGGCUGCCCCUCCGCUCUCCCUCACCCCCACAGUGACCACCAGGUUGGGAGAGGCACUCAAGAUUGCAUCCUACACAGAGGUGGGGACCCAGCUUUGGCAGUUUCAGCAUUUCAACCCUCAUGCAGACUCCUUCAGUGUUCUUGAUGUUAAAUGUUCAGAUACACAGUGGUCUAGUAUUCUUUCUCUUUUUCUUUUAAUUGAUGAAGCUUCAUUAAAAAAAAUAAUAAAGUCCAUUUUCUUCCCCAAAGAGAGCAGCUUUGAUUUUAUUGCCUGAAAAAGGCAAUGUCUUUCAGCCAAGAAUGAGCUGUUUAAAACAUUUGCGG
Messenger RNA from Piliocolobus tephrosceles (Ugandan red Colobus), 1918 nucleotides. RefSeq names its product N-lysine methyltransferase KMT5A. The coding region runs from base 160 to 909 and encodes 249 amino acids. Gene Ontology annotation, cellular component: polytene chromosome; nucleus. Gene Ontology annotation, biological process: regulation of DNA damage response, signal transduction by p53 class mediator; regulation of transcription by RNA polymerase II. Lineage: Eukaryota; Metazoa; Chordata; Mammalia; Primates; Cercopithecidae. The transcript is spliced from 4 exons. Gene Ontology annotation, molecular function: histone H4K20 methyltransferase activity; transcription regulator activity. The record is from RefSeq and is a predicted model, not a curated record.